CGAACGGCUGCUGGACGUGUGCCGUGUGCGAAUCGAGUGCGGAGCGCAAGCGAGAAAUUAUAGAGAAAGGCCAGACGACAGGCAGAGCGGGGAAAGAAACAUUCUAAUUCCGAGAAAAAAGUUAAAAUUAACAAAGAUAUUUAUAGAAAUAUCCCUCUAAGAAGAAAUCAGUGCAGUUUCAAGUGUUUUCUUGUGGCUGUGAAAAAGUUCUAGGACCCAGAGGCGCAAAGUAGGUUAAAGCGGAGCGAGGGCAAGAGGCAGGAAAAGCCAGUCACAAGCAAAGGAAAUUUUUUGGCUUUCCCUUUAGCCACAUUUUGGAGGUCGGUGUCGGUCGGUUGGUGGUUUUUGUGGCUGGAGCUGCAUGUGUGUAUGCCGCAGGGGCAAGAGAAACUGCAAAUGCAGUGCGCGUACAACAACAAAAGCGAAAUGCAAAGGGCUUGAUAUCAAAUAGCAAAUGAACUUCGUAUUUCUAAACAUUUCAAUUGAUAUUCUCUAACCAAAAUCUAACAACAAAAAAAGUGAUAUUUUCUACAACUGUGGCUUGAUUUUUGCACAGUACAAAACACACACACACACACAAUACACAUAGAGAGACACACAAGGGGGGACACACACAGAACAGACACCACACACGAUAACUAUAUAGCAAUAUAUGCCAAUUGAGUGCCUUAUAUCAUUUGAUAAUAAUCCACAAGGUGUCUACUAUGCCGGACAGGAGCUAUCUGGCGUUGUUGAUCUCAGCGUCGAUGCCACCAAGCGGAUCAAAGGCAUCCACGUCACUGUCAGCGGAUAUGCCAAGAUACGCUGGAUAAAAAAGGGAUAUCCGCGCGAUAGCGAGCGCGCCAUGUGCCGUGCCUAUCGAUCGUAUCUGUCAUCGAGAUCGUACGUGCUAGGAUCGUGCGCGAGCAACUCUUUUAUCGACUGGCCCGCCGGCGAAUACUCGUACACAUUCCAUGUCAUCCUGCCCGACAAUCUGCCAACAUCGUUCGAUGGUAAAUACGGACAGAUACACUACGAGAUCAUAACGACGAUCGAGCGGGCCGGCCGAUAUCCAAAGGUAUUCAAGCUGCCAUUUACCGUGAUACAACCAUUGGACCUGAAUGCCGAUGCUAUAUACAGAGUGCCCUUGGAGAUACUCGACCGUAAGCGUUUCUGGAGCUUUUGCUGCCCCACUGGACCGCUGACUGUGAAGUUCUCAACACCCUACUGCGGCUAUGCCCCCGGCCAGAAGAUCCACUUUGUGCUGUACAUCAACAACGAGUCCUCCAUCGACAUCACCGAGUGUGAGGUGAAGCUGAAACAGGAAGUCAGCUACGAGUCGCACGAUCCCCAUCAUGAGUAUCGCUACGACAAGCAUCUGAUAGCACGAAAACAGUUCGGGAAUGUCUUGCGCUGGUCGAGGAAGGUGUACAGGGGAUAUCUGGAUCUGCCGUCGAUACCGCCCACAUCGGUGAAGCCCACAUGCCCCAUUAGUGUUAACUAUUCGAUUAAGAUCAUUGUCAAUCCAACGGAAUUCCACUGGAAGCUGAAACUGAAGAUCCCCCUGACCAUUGGCAGCAUUCCGAUUAUGGAUGGACCGGAGGCCCUGCUGCGCUUCAAUCGCCAGCAGCAACAGCACCAAGUAGUUAGUCAAAAUUUACAAAUGUCAACGCAACAACAAAGGCCGCGACACAGAGAUCGGGAUAGGGAUCGUGAUCGUAAUCGGGAUAGGGAUCAGAAUCAGAGGACACCUACCGCACAGCAGAGACAACAUUUGAGUAGCAUAACAAAUAAUAACAACAAUCAUGGACGUCUAGUGGGUGGACUACUGCCGACCAAUAGCAAUAUGAAUAUGAUAGUGAAUGUCAGUCCAACGCCCACUAGCUCCACGCCUUCAUCAACGCCAACAACUGCCGCCCUCAGGCCGCCUAUGGCCUCCAUGCUGCCAGCGAUAUUGGUGACCAGCGAUAGCGAUAAUCCACCGGAUUAUAUACCAAUGAUGCCGCCCUCGUAUGAAGAUGCUAUGGCUCUGAGUGAGAAAUUCAGCGAUGAUACUGAGUUCUUAACAAACGUUAGCAUGAGCAGCAUUAUGUCCGCUCAGGCUGUUGUUACCACAAGUGAGCCCUUUAAGCCGCGUUAUCCGGUCUAUUACGAAUAUGAGACACCGACCAUACCGCCCGAGACGCUUUACGAUGAGGCCAAUGCCCAGCUGCGCCUCGCCCUGAACCCGGAAUCGGCAACGGAGAUGGCGACAGCAGCAAUGAUGGAUGAGGAGGUGACCACCAGCACACCGGGAGGAGGAGGAGAGCUAUCCUUUAGCUAUGAAAAGAAAUGAUUAACAAAAACGAAAAACACCAAUACAACAAUUACAUAUUUACUCGUAAUCAAAAUAUUAUAUAGAAAAGGAUUGGAAUGGAAAUCGGAGAUAGAGAAUCGAACAUUUUUAUAGAAGCGAAAACCGUAUAAAAAAAUAUAGUAUAUAUUUUGCAGCAAAGUAGAAUCUAUCUAGAAUAAACCGAUUUGAAAUGAUUUGAAUUUUCCUUAUUUAUUUAAACUAUAACU
Messenger RNA from Drosophila persimilis, 2541 nucleotides. RefSeq names its product arrestin domain-containing protein 17. NCBI's taxonomy places the organism in Eukaryota, Metazoa, Arthropoda, Insecta, Diptera, Drosophilidae. The transcript is spliced from 5 exons. The coding region runs from base 653 to 2314 and encodes 553 amino acids. The record is from RefSeq and is a predicted model, not a curated record. Gene Ontology annotation, cellular component: cytoplasm. Gene Ontology annotation, biological process: protein transport.